Wasmannia auropunctata (little fire ant) is the source of this 1391-nucleotide messenger RNA. RefSeq names its product eukaryotic translation initiation factor 4E-like (gene eIF4E4). Bases 226 to 864 code for a protein of 212 amino acids. Gene Ontology annotation, molecular function: translation initiation factor activity; RNA 7-methylguanosine cap binding. Gene Ontology annotation, cellular component: cytoplasm; eukaryotic translation initiation factor 4F complex. Gene Ontology annotation, biological process: translational initiation. The transcript has 4 exons. The record is from RefSeq and is a predicted model, not a curated record. Lineage: Eukaryota; Metazoa; Arthropoda; Insecta; Hymenoptera; Formicidae.
UCCACCACCACGUUACACCGAAUGAAUUCGCCGUGUAGAAAGUGUCCUAGAGCCGCGAAUUCCACGACGCGCUUUUGCGUUCGAUAAUAAAAAGGUGCCUCGCCACGCUGGUCGCCCGUCCCUUCCCCCUCUCCUUCCCCGUCGUCGAUUUAUAAAUAAUCGCCGUUAACGCCGAGGAAUACCCCGCGGGGCGAUUGCGUGAGGCGGCGUGGGACCGGCGAAACGAUGCGCACGCGAUCCGUCGUACAGGAAAUCGAUCGGAAGCAGAAUACGGAAGUAGCGAGCACCGGCGAGUUCCCGCCCGAAUACUUGAUCAAGCACCCGCUGCAAAACACCUGGACCCUGUGGUAUUACGAGCCCGACAGGAAUAAAACAUGGGAGGAGAGCCAACGGGAGAUAACGAGCUUCGAUACAGCUGAGGAUUUCUGGAGCUUGUACAACCACAUAAAGACAGCCUCCGAAUUAAGGCAGGGUUGUGACUAUAGCAUGUUUAAACAAGGAAUUCGGCCUAUGUGGGAGGAUGAUCAGAACAAGUGUGGCGGACGAUGGCUAAUAAAUCUAGAAAAGAAGCAAAGAAUUUCGGAUCUAGAUAAUUUUUGGUUAGAAAUUCUGCUCUGCAUGAUUGGGGAAGCUUUCAAUGAAUAUUCAGACGACGUCUGCGGAGCUGUAGUAAACGUCAGGACGAAAGGGGACAAGCUUGGUGUCUGGACAUCAAAUGCAGAUUCCGCGGAUAGUGUUAUGGAAAUUGGCCGGAAACUGAAGGAAAGAUUAAGGAUUACAUCUAAAACGACUAUGGGAUACCAGGUACAUAAAGAUACCAUGGUCAAAGCUGGAAGUCAAACAAAAAAUACUUAUACACUUUAAGUAAUCACUAAAUUCAUGAUAUCACCCCUGAGUUGUUCAUUAAAAUAUGUUAAUGUCAAAAAUUCGUCGGAUGAGAUAUUAAUUUGAUACAAUUGUGUGAAGUAAAUAUUUGCAUUAUGUUGAAAAAGAAAUUAAUAAAAUUUUGUUUCUCUGAAAACAUUUUACGUCAUUGUAGUUAUGUUUCCGUAAUAACGACAGAGACUAAAUAAAGAUAAAUCAUAUAUUAAAGUGAAAUAGAUGGAUAUAAUUAUUAAUAUAAAAAUUUAAGUUUAAGGAACAUAGUAUACAUAUAGCUUACACAGACAUAAUUUAAUGAGAUACGCGCGGGCUGCUGUAUUUUUCGUGGUUAAUACGACUGUAUGGUUAGGAUAAAUUUAUAUGUGCUUAGAUGUAAAUUUGUGCAACUUUAAUUUUUCAACAUCAAAUAAACCCUUGUAAUCUCUUGUAAUACUUCUGUACGAUAGUAAGGUGCAAGCUACAAUUAUACUCGAGAUUUUCGUAUAAAUAUCAAAAAGUGUACUGUGGCA